Colletotrichum gloeosporioides is the source of this 459-nucleotide messenger RNA. RefSeq lists its product as uncharacterized. Lineage: Eukaryota; Fungi; Ascomycota; Sordariomycetes; Glomerellales; Glomerellaceae. The record is from RefSeq and is a predicted model, not a curated record. Bases 1 to 459 code for a protein of 152 amino acids. The transcript has a single exon.
AUGUACGGCUCAUACGGUUCAUACAGCUCCAUGGGCGCCAUGUCCAUCUCGGCCCCCAUCGACAUCGGCUCCAGCAACAUGCUCGCCCACGACCGCUCUUGCGCCUUCCCUUCGUGGCCCCGCCGCGAGACCCUCGCCGACUUUGACGGCGAGCCAAGAGCGACCUCUUACCUCUCCGACGAGGACCUCUUCCCUCAGGACUUUGAGGACGACGCCCACUCCGUCUCCAGCCACGGCAGCUUCUCCUCUCCCAACUCCCGCUCGCCCCAGAUCACCGAGGCCGAGCUUCUUGAGAUGGAACGCGAGCGGAUGGCCAUGCAGCGCGAGGCCAUGCGCUGCGUCAUGCUCGAGAAGGAGCGCCGCCGCCAGCAAGCCCUCAAGCAGAAGCAGGCCCGUCGCAGCAGCUCCAAGAAGAGCCCCAAGAGCAAGUCCUCUGCCAUGGCUCCCAUCGCGGAGUGA